This is a messenger RNA of Larimichthys crocea (large yellow croaker), 2837 nucleotides long. Its product is annotated as disintegrin and metalloproteinase domain-containing protein 10. The record is from RefSeq and is a predicted model, not a curated record. The transcript is spliced from 15 exons. Gene Ontology annotation, molecular function: metalloendopeptidase activity. Lineage: Eukaryota; Metazoa; Chordata; Actinopteri; Sciaenidae. The coding region runs from base 169 to 2211 and encodes 680 amino acids. Gene Ontology annotation, cellular component: plasma membrane. Gene Ontology annotation, biological process: Notch signaling pathway; membrane protein ectodomain proteolysis.
UGAACUUCCUAACUAGUCACAUUCCGGUGUGGGAAGACCUGAGGUACGAGGCUUUGAAGAGAGAGGUAAAGUCAGAAAGUAUGAAAAAGACAGACACAGGUGAGCAAAGGAGGAGGAGGAAAAAACAGUGAAAGGGAAAGAAAACAAGAACACACCAAUAAGGAGACCAUGGGGGUUCAACAGUACUGGCUUCUGCUGUUGUUGUUCGACUGCCGUGAACGGAUUACAGGGGCUGCAAGUGACAUUAGUCCAUAUAUAAAGCAUUAUGAGGGCUUAUCAUAUGACAGGGAGGAUCUUCACAGGAAGCACCUGCGAGCCAAGAGAGCCACACCACCUCAGGAAUACACACUGCAGCUGGACUUUACUGCUUUCCACAGAACUUUUCGGCUGCAUUUGAAACGCAAUGCGGCAGUAUUUUCAGAAAACUUCAAAGUGAUCAGUGAAAAUGGUUCCACCUCGGCAGACCUUUCCCACAUAUAUUCAGGAACACUAGAGGGUGAACAGGGUUCAGCCUGCCAUGGCUCUGUGUUACAGGGUCAGUUUGAGGGAACCAUUCAUACAGAAAAUGGGACUUUUCACAUAGAGCCAGUGCAUAGAUACACCAGGAACCAAACAGAUCACCACUCUAUAAUCUACCACGAGGAUGACGUGGUCCUACCAUCCAUGAGAAUUGCCACUGAUGGGUUCUGCAGUGCAGAGCAUUUAAACAUCCUCGCCCAAAGCCUCAGAUCCAAUGAGGAGGCUCCAGCGAGCCGGUCGAAGAGAACAGUGGAUGAGUCAAAGACCACCUGCCUGCUCUACCUCUAUGCUGACCACCUGUACUACAAGAGGUUCAAGUCUGUUGAAGCAGUUGUGGCUCAGGUUGCCUCCUACAUGCGAGCUGUAAAUGACAUCUACGACAAGGUGGACUUUGAUGGAAUAAAGCUGAUCAACUUCAAAGUGAAAACCCUCCAAGUGAUGACAGAGGAGGAUAAACAUGAUCCUUUGUAUCCUCUGUACAUCGGGCCUGAGAAACUGUUGAGUCUGUACUCCGAGAACAACUGGGGCAACUUCUGUCUGUCCUAUCUGCUCACUAACAGAGACUACAGCGGAGUCCUGGGGCUCGCCUGGGAGGGCAAGGCUGGUAACUGGGGUGGAGUAUGUUCGCAGCAGACCACCCUGCGUAACGGUCGUACUUCUACCCUCAACACCGGUCUGGUCACAAUUCAGAACUAUGGACAGUUCCUGCCUUCCCGCUAUGUCCAGCUGACCCUCGCCCAUGAAUUCGGCCACAGCCUGGGAUCUCCGCACGAUGAGGGCUCAAACUGUGGGAACCUCGGCUCCUCCGGUGGUAAAGGCCGGUACCUGAUGUUUCCUCACGCCACAGAUGAGGUGCGAGAAAACAACGAUAAAUUCUCGCCCUGCAGCAUCGAACACAUCAGCAAGACCCUGAAGCUAAAGAAGGAUGACUGCUUUGUGGUCAGCGAUCAGCCCAUCUGUGGAAACCAGAUUGUGGAGGAAGGUGAGGAGUGUGAUGUCGGUCACAAUGACACAGACCUCUGCUGCUUCAGCGCUAAACAGCCUGUGGGAGUCCAGUGUCGCCUCAAGCCUGGUAAAGUCUGCAGUCCGAGUCAGGGCCUGUGCUGCGGUCAGGACUGCGUGUUGAAGCCGGCAGGUCAGACCUGUGAUGAGGAGACAGACUGUCAGAAAGAGGCUGUGUGUUCAGGCCUCUCCUCGGUCUGCCCCGAGCCAAGCGCCAAAGAAAACCUCACAGUCUGCAGUCAGGGCACACGUGUCUGCCUGAACGGGGUCUGUACUGAGUCUGUGUGUGUGAGGCACAGCCUGCAGCAGUGUGACUGUCCAGGACGCUCCAUGAAGGAGAAAUGCCACAUGUGCUGUCAGCAGCCCGAUAAGCCUGAGACGUGUGCCAGCACCACCUCCUCUGUGUUGACCCGUCACUUCCAAGGAAAGCCAUUGCCAUUGGUCAGUGGAGCUCCAUGUUCAGGGAACCAGGGAUACUGUGAUAAAUUCCACGUAUGUCGUCUGCUGGAUGCAGAUGGCCCCAUCGCAAGACUGAAAAACUCCUUUCUACAUCUGGAUGACUUCGAUGACAUAGCAGAGUGGAUGAAGGCACAUUGGUGGGUCAUCCUACUGGCUAUCUUGACUCUGUCUGGAGUGAUGGGCUGCACCGUCUGCCUCUGUGGCCGCAAGCUGGACACUAGUGACUUGUAGUGACCUCUGGCCUUUUAACCCUGUCACCUCUGGGAAUGCAGGUAUCAUCACGAUGACGUGUAUAUAUUAAAUCUGGGAUUUCUAACCCCAGAAGAGACUCUUUUUAAUCAAUUUUGUUCCACGUCUCAAACAGCAUGAUCUGCAGGUGACCUGUGAAGACAUGCACACCCGCUCAACAUGUCUCACACUGUUUUUGUUACCUGAUACCUUUGCCUACGUCAUCAGACAUCUGCCGUUUCUUUUUUUUCCAUGUGUGACUUUUCUGUUCACGUUUCAAGAAAUGGUGAGAAUCUGCAGUGAUGCAUGUGUUGUGGAAAAUGUUGUUGUUGGUGCCAAGUCACCCCUCUUAGAUAGACCUACAUAGCAUUAAACACGUACAGUGACUUAAAGCUGCCCCUGAUGGGACUUGAUGCCCUGCAGUGUCCUUACUGCUGUAUUUGAACUUCAACGCUGCUAAGUUCAGUCAUGUUGACCAUCCAGCUUUCCAUUACAGUUAAACUUUAUCAAGUGGAAAUUGGUGGUCCUCUUAGCAGGACCUGCUGUCGUAACUGCUGUCAUGAAAAUGUCGUUUUUAUUGUUUGUCUACAAAUGUUUAAGUUAAUAAAGUAACAGUAAACAUGUCUGUA